CCGAAACGCCGGUUGCCAGUAUACCUCAGACUUCACGAGAUACGGCUGAAAACCGCGCAUCCAACGCUCUUGCGUAAAAUAAGUUAUCUGUGGUUUAUUUUUCGCGGGAAAUAAUUGUGACGCAUUUUAAAAAUUUGAAUUUAGAAGUUAUGUUUUAUUUGUAGUAACUUUUUAUUGUGUUGAUUGUUAUAGUUUGUAGGCGAAAUUUCUUAAGCAGUUGUUUAGAGGUGUGAUGUCAGGAUGCUGGAGGAGUUACGACCGACAGACACAUCGAACUGGAGCACGACGAAUGAACAAGACUUCUACAUAACAUUCUACGAUCAGACAAGCGGACAAUAUGUUAAUAACACCCAGAAUAUUACACAGGUUUACCAAUCAUUCAUUUUACCAUGGUGGCGACAACUUCUUUGGACCGUGCUUUUCGCCGGUAUGGUCGUGGUUUCGACUGUGGGCAACCUCGUCGUAAUAUGGAUAGUUCUAGCAAAUAAACGUAUGAGAAGUGUGACAAACUAUUUUCUUGUGAAUCUAUCAAUAGCGGACGCAAUGAUGUCAACAUUGAAUGUUACAUUCAAUUUCACAUACAUGCUGUACUCGGAUUGGCCGUUUGGACAUUUUUACUGCAAAUUCUGCCAAUUUGUUGCAGUAUUGAGCAUAUCUGCAUCGGUGCUUACUCUCAUGGCUAUCAGUAUUGAUCGGUACGUAGCAAUAAUGAGCCCUCUCCGACAGAGGUUGGGGAAGCGCGCGACGCUUGGGAUAGCAGCCGCGAUUUGGGCUAUCAGUUGUGUGGUCAGUAGUCCCAAUUUCCUCUACUUCACCACUGAAACUGAUCUAUUACCAGAUGGAAAUGUAAGACGCAUAUGCUUUCCUGAUUGGCCGGAUGGUAUCACGACAAGAUCCCAAUUAGAAUACGUGUAUAACGUAAUGUUUAUGUUGUUGACAUACUUUCUACCAAUAAUGUCAAUGAGUUACACCUACUCCAAAGUCGGAGUCGAGUUGUGGGGCUCCAAAUCCAUUGGUGAAUGUACCCAGCGGCAAUUGGACAAUGUUAAAAGCAAACGAAGGGUGGUGAAAAUGAUGAUAGUUGUCGUUGUGAUAUUCGCCGUAUGUUGGCUGCCGUUCCACGUUUAUUUUAUCGUGACGUCAUAUUACCCAGACGUGGUCAACUACGAGUACAUACAGGAAAUAUAUCUCGGGAUCUAUUGGCUUGCGAUGAGCAAUUCCAUGUAUAACCCUAUUAUUUACUGUUGGAUGAAUUCCAAAUUUCGUCGUGGCUUCAAACAAUUCUUCUGGUGUUGUGGUGCGUUGGGUAAUGGUGGAUUCAACCGGCACAGAGGCUUCGGCCCAGAUCUACCCGAUAUGUCCAUGAGAUCUGUGUCUCCAAGCCGUAAAAAUGGUACAAGUAUGUUCAAGACGACAUUCAAAAUGACAAAAUCGAGAAAGUCCGGAUCUCCACAAUUUCUACAUGUCAAUAAAUAGAUGAGCGGUGACCAAGCCUUGGCACGAUGCGAAUCUCGCUUCACAGCACAUAUAACAAUACAAUGAUGAGCAGCAUUUGACAUCGGCGCGGCACGACCGCGCGGCGCGGUGACUUCUCUGUAAAUGACCCGCAAACCGGAAACGGUGACGAACGGACAUGGAUUUGACGAGCAUACCGCCCUCGACAUACUCCUACGCCUCAAGAACUCUAUGGUUGAGUAUAUUCUGUAUAAAUGAUUCUAUGUAAUUAGGAAAUAAACAUUUAUGAUGUGUAGAAUGUAAAUAUUAUUUAUGUAACUUUAAAAUUUUAAUGUUGAGAUAUCUUACUAUUCAAUGUAAAUUUUAAAAUUGUGGACACAAGCUAACAAGCACUAAUACACUGGUACAUUUGUGUAACGAAUGUUUCAUAUGCGUGAGUCAUCUGACUAUUACUAUAUUAUAAAGUACGUAAUAAACGGUUGACAAGACCUUCCGUCACUGAACAAUCUUAAAAAAAAUUGUCUAUAUUAAAAGUCUGUAGACUACGGUAAAGCACUCCUCGAAACGUUUAGUUAUGAAUGUAAUAAAUUAUCAUUUAUGUUCGUCAAAUACAUUUUAUACUACAAUUCUCGAGACAAUGGCUUUAUAUAACUUUUAUAAGAACUUCAAUGUUGUUUGGAUGUAUUUAUAGUAUAGUCAAAUUGUGUUUACCCUGAUAAAAGAGACGAAACAUUUCUUUUGUUAAAGUUGUGCUUAAAUUAAUUCAUAUACAGUUAUAAACAGUCGUGCUAGAAGUGGUCAUAAAUAAUAAACUGAUAGUUUUUAUAAGUAAUAAUUAUUUUAGUUAAUGGAGUGUUAGUCACAAUUUCCAAAUAGAAGUUUUAAUAAAAGGUUAUAAGUAAAAUUGACGUCCCAAAUCCCUGCAUAAUGAGAAAACUCGAGCGACUUACAACUUGAAAAUUAUUUAUAUCAUACUCGAGAAUUUAGGGGCAAUAAAAUUUUCAUGAGAUCCGUAUUAUUAAAAAUUUCAUCUAAUAAAAAUAGCAAUAUAACUCGCCCAUACUUUAUUAGUUUUAAUAGAUUUCACCGGAAUGCCAUAAUAAAAUAUUGACUAUUUCCGUUAUACGGAAUAAAUCAAUAAAAAAAUUACUAUAUAUUGCUUUAUAGUAUACCAGCGAUUUAGAAAUAUCAUCUAUAAUGCCCACUGAUCACUCUACCAACUUCGAUUUGCAUUUCAAAGACGUCCUAAGCAAAGACAGUUGAAAUUAAAUUGUAUUUACCAUCUCAAGGGUAUCUUUGUCUUUAAAUGAAGUAUGGAUUUGUUAUGAAGAACGAUUCUUGUAUAUAAAAAAAAAUGUAUUCCUUUAAUUUAACUCGUAAGAACCUAUAUAGGAUAUUUAUUGUUAACUUAAACUGUAUAAUUAAUGUACAUAUAAAUGUAUUUAGGUAGAAUUUAAUAAGGUUAUUGCGAGACUGUUGUGUUUCUAAUUAGUUUUAUUCCAAUGCAAUUUAAUAUGCAAACACCAAACAUAAAUUACCAAA
Messenger RNA from Pieris napi, 2997 nucleotides. It is a transcript of the gene NGR-A24, whose product is annotated as tachykinin-like peptides receptor 99D. NCBI's taxonomy places the organism in Eukaryota, Metazoa, Arthropoda, Insecta, Lepidoptera, Pieridae. Gene Ontology annotation, biological process: G protein-coupled receptor signaling pathway. The record is from RefSeq and is a predicted model, not a curated record. Gene Ontology annotation, cellular component: plasma membrane. Gene Ontology annotation, molecular function: tachykinin receptor activity. The coding region runs from base 241 to 1476 and encodes 411 amino acids. The transcript has 11 exons.